Trichophyton verrucosum HKI 0517 is the source of this 1431-nucleotide messenger RNA. RefSeq lists its product as uncharacterized. Gene Ontology annotation, biological process: TOR signaling; regulation of actin cytoskeleton organization. Gene Ontology annotation, cellular component: TORC2 complex; TORC1 complex. The record is from RefSeq and is a predicted model, not a curated record. Bases 1 to 1431 code for a protein of 476 amino acids. The transcript has a single exon. NCBI's taxonomy places the organism in Eukaryota, Fungi, Ascomycota, Eurotiomycetes, Onygenales, Arthrodermataceae. Gene Ontology annotation, molecular function: protein binding.
AUGUCGCAAAAGCUCGUUCGGUUAAACUCAUCCGCCUCAGAGUGUGGAUUAAUUGUCCUUUGGCAGGUCGAAGCAUCCAACGUCUGCCGAUUUGAUAAGUGGAAAAUACCAUUUCAUAUCUCGGACAUCAAAUGGCACCGGAAUCAACCACUAUUCAUUGCAGGGUGUUCGACACCCCAGCAACUUGCUUAUUCGAAUUUAACCAGUGUGCGGUCAGUAGUUAAUCUCUAUGAUCCGUUGAGGACACACUGCGAAGUCAGCUCCUUCCAGUGCCCGGCCUUGGACAUUAAUGAAAUUACUUUCUGUCCGAGCAACGAUAACUAUGUCACCGCCAGUUGUACUGACAAUCUGACUUACGUUUAUGACCGCCGUAACCCAUCUAGCGUGCUCCAUAAACUUGGGCAUGGGAAGCCCAUUCACCAAUUGGAUACCUCUGUUACACAAGAAGAGGAUGAUACCGGCGUUUGUUUGGCAACGUGGAGUGGUUCUACAUUCUUUACAGGAGGCUCGGAUGGAGUUGUUAAAACGUGGGACAUAAGACGGUCUGCAGACGAUCUAAUUUUCGAGGAUAUUGCCACUUUCAAUCACGGGGUUAUGUCCGGCGCUUUAUCUCCAGACCACACGAAUUUAGUAAUUGGUGAUAGUGGUGGAUCUGUCCAUAUCCUCUCAACAGCGCCUUUUAGCCGGGAGAACGAUUUAGAUCUAGCCUACCAUGCCGCUGAAGUGAAUACCCAAACCAAUAACGACUGCGAAGAAUCUGUGGCCGGUAUCUUGGAGUCGAAGAGACUGGUAGCCUCUGGGAAGCUCACUCGUCAUCCCAUCUUUGGGUUUGGUAAAGGCCCCCUAUAUGAAGGGCCUUACGCCACCUGGGCUCGGCCACCAGGGACGUCUCCUAAUGAGAUAUCGUACACCCCAUUGGAACCAGCCAUUCAAGCUGAACAAUUAGAUGGCCCACCAGUCUCUCAAAGACAGCUUCUGGAUCAAGAUGGUCAACGUCGUGUUCAUCGGCAUAUCUCACUAGCUCUAGCUCGAAAUCGGGAAAGCGGACCAGCUAGAUCUCCUCGCAAGGGCAGCAAGGCCCGGCGCCUGACCGAGCCGGUCGCGCCAUCGGCCUCUCAGAUCCCUCAAAUUGCUCCAAGAGAAACAAUCGAGAGCAGCAGUGAGGAAAGCGACAUUGUCUCCAGACCGAAGCGCCGUAGGUAUCCAUUACGAUCCCCCCGCAAAACCAAGAAGCAAUCAUUGCGGCCGAAAAAGCCUAUAUGCAUUGACUUAACUGGUGACACAUCAGAGGAUGAGCGUCCAAGCUCAUCUUCCAUGUCUUCAUACGCCACUUGCGAUUCCCGACAGAAACUAUACAAAGUAGAAACGGAUCUCCUAGAGGAGGAUAAUUGGUGGCCUAAUAGUGAAGAUGUUACAGGCCUUGGGUUGUAG